UUUUGUUUUACUCUAGUAUCGAGAAUUUAAAACGACAUUCUACUCAACUUUGACAUGGCUGGUGUUUGCAGUAUUUAUGGUAAUCAUGCCCAUUCUACUGCUAAACAUGCUGAUAGCCAUGAUGGGGAACACUUAUUGCGAGGUCAUCACGCAGUCUCAAAAGGAGUGGGUCAAACAGUGGGCUAAAAUCGUUGUGGCAUUAGAAAAAGGAAUAAGUCAGAAGAAGGCCAAAGAGUUUAUGCAAAGCUACUCUAUUCGUUUUGGUGCGCCCUCUGGUGAAGAUGGUUCGGAGAGGGAGCUUCGAGCUGUGAUGGUAAUUAAAAAUAAGCCAAAAUCGAAGGCUAGACAAAGGAAAGGCGCCAUUUGCAAUUGGAAGAGAAUGGGUAAGAGUGUCAUUCAAGAACUUCGACAGUCUGGAGUUACUGCAGCUAGUCUAAAACAAAGGUUUAACUCUCUACGAAAUUCUAUAGCAAAUCUUCCUGUUUGUAAUCAAAGUGACAACGACUCUGAAGAUGAAAUCAAAAAAGGGAACGGUUUCGUAUCAGCUUUAAACCAACUUACUUUUUCACGUGACUUAAAGAUGGCUGUUGACACAACAUCUAACAAUUCAGGAAGUCCUCCUAAAGAGGCGAACUUUUCCUUUGGUGAUACUUUCAACCAGUUGACAAGGAACCAGGAUCUAGAGGUUGGAAAGUCACAGACUCCACCUAAAGGUGAAUCUCGGGAAAGAGCUCCAACCGAAUUCAACACACAGUUCUUAGAAAAGAAGGAACGGAUAAAAUUUGGGAUUAUUAAUGAAGGUUUUGUUCCAUCUGGUAAAAAUCCGAGGUUUUUACCCGCUCUAAAUGAAGAUCAGUCUUCUGGAAAUAGGGAUUUGGAAGAUGACAGAGGUUCUCGUUACACAACAAAAGCACCGAUAUCUCAAGGCUUACAGAUUUGUGUGCAUCAUCACAAAAAAUAUGAUAGGCAUAAAAAGAAAACACAUAAAAAGUAUUUUAGAAACCGAGCAAAAGUGGGAAUUGGCACUGAACACUGUGGCGAAGUGAAGAGCAAAAACAAAUUAGAAAAUGCAAAUUUGAUGAAUAGUUCUAAAUCAAAAGUUCCUACAGAGGUGAAAGAAGUAUCUAAAAUCAACCCUCUAGUGAGAGAAAACGGAAACGCAUUGACGAAAAUGAACGAAACGGACAGUGAUGAUAGCUGGAAUAAAACAGUCGAAGCUAAACGCUCGUGUUCUCAUCACAAACUUCGACACAAGAAAAGAAGAGCCAAAUCCGCUUUGAAUGCCUUGCGAAGUAGAGAACAAUGUCAACAGUUUCAUGGAACUUCUUGGAAUUCAGAAAGGAACAGUCAACCGGCACAAGAUCAUAAUGAACAACAGCUAAUAGAGAGCUUCAAAAGUCCAAACUUACGUGAUACAUUACCUUAUCAUUAGCACUUUUAAUCAGUUAAAA
This is a messenger RNA of Limulus polyphemus (Atlantic horseshoe crab), 1451 nucleotides long. RefSeq lists its product as uncharacterized. NCBI's taxonomy places the organism in Eukaryota, Metazoa, Arthropoda, Merostomata, Xiphosura, Limulidae. The coding region runs from base 77 to 1432 and encodes 451 amino acids. The record is from RefSeq and is a predicted model, not a curated record. Gene Ontology annotation, cellular component: membrane. The transcript has 3 exons. Gene Ontology annotation, molecular function: calcium channel activity. Gene Ontology annotation, biological process: calcium ion import across plasma membrane.